AGCUGAUUGACUCACGGUUUAUAGAAUUUUCGUGCCGGUUAAAAGAAAAGCAACACAACAACACCAUUGGUAAUACGCGGUAAAUGUAGUAAAUUGUAUAUGAACCGUGAAAAUAGAAUAAGGUAUUGUUGUUGAAGUGGGAGGGCAAUGAAAAUUACCACCUCACCUUAAAUCGCACAUGGCAAAGCUAAAAGGUAUCUUGGUGAUGCUUUGAAAAAUCGACACAGAUGUGUUGAUAAGAACAAAAACUGAAUGUGUAGUGCCUUUUGAUGGAGUAUAUCAAGAAUACGUAAAUAAUUUCGAAAUUUAACGCACAACUUACACAACAGUUUUAAGUUAUAAGACAGUGUAAUGCAACUUUGUUACGUCUGCAGACUUCUUUAAAAUUAAUGACGAGUAAUAUACAUAAGUUAAUCCGUCCACAAAAACUCAACAUCAUAAAAUUGCUAAUUCGUUCACAUUAGUCUUUCUGCAACGUAAUUUUCGCCUGCCUUUUUCGUAACUACAAAUGCACUGCCCUAUCAUGGUCUAUGUACGUAUUGUACUCACAACGUUAUUGACCAUCACCUGCCUUUUGGGUGAUAAUUCUGUGGAGCUUACACAGCAUCCACUUUUGAAGGCUCUAGCCGAUAAUGCCACGCAUGCUUUAAUUGGAGCUUUUACGGGCAUUGCAUUCGCUGUACAAUUCCACGAUCGAACCAGCAAUUUACUAGGAUGGUUCCUUAUAUUCACUUGUUUCGCGGUAUCUUCCUUGAUUGAUGUAGAUCAUUUUAUAGAAGCGCGCUCUUGGUACUUGGAGGAUGCGACCAAUUUACAACGACGCCCAUUUCUACACUGCUCUAGCGUAAUUUUUCUACUACUCACGUUUUACUUAUGCACCGCCAGCUUGAACUAUUUUAAGACAUCUUUAAUUUUGGGAGAAUUGCUUUGUGCGUUCAUAACACAUCAUACACGUGAUGCUGUGCGUCGUGGUUAUUGGUUCUGUCCAUUUGGACACACUGGCCGAGUGUCAAACAUCGGCUAUAUUGUGAUAGUAAAUUUAACUCCACAUUUGGUGGCAUAUAUACAUAGCAUUUGUCGCAGUGGACCACUACAACGUUUCUUAGGUCAAUAUAUUAAGAUGAGUGAUAAUUAUCGCAUAGGAAGUGAGGGUUAUCGUUAUAUGAAUGUAUAAAUUUUUAUCAUAAUUGAUAUUUCAUUGUUAAAUUUGUUGAGUAGUGAUAUUCAUAUGGUACAUACAUAUGUUAUGUGAGUAGAUAGUUUUAAUUAGGUAUAAUAUACCGAAGGAACUUAUACCAAGUGAUAGCGCAACAUAGUAAAGCUUGGCUUAUAUACUGAAUAAUCCACAACUUUAGCAAAUUAUUUGAAAAUUAAUAAUUCACUUUUACCAAAUAUUAAAUUUACUUAAUAGAAAAAAAGUUUAAAAAGCAAAGUUGCUCUAGGAGUAUUUGGAUUGUUUACUACGAAAGAAUAUAUGUAUAUAUAGAUACUUUAUCAACGAAUAAUAUUGCGCUCAACUUCCAUUCAAAUACACAUUUGUCCCUUGACAAAUAUAAUUACUUGUACUAAGUACUACAAAAUGGUCAAUGGACCAGUAAAAAAUAGAAAAUGAAUUUCUAAUAGAAAUUGCAAGGGUGAUCUUAAUAUUAAUCAUAAAAUAUAAUAUAUAUAUGUAGGUACUUUCAUAUUAGAACGACUACGUUCCAUAAUAUCCAUAACAUUGUGAUAUUUUAUUCAUCAACAAAUACAUAUUUAUACUAGUAUACGUAAAAUACAUCUUAAGCAAUUUUACAUAUGUAUGUAUGUAAUAAAAAAGCAAAUAAUUCAACUAUCACAAGCAAUUGUUUUCCAUUUACAACUCCAAAAAAAAAUGUAAACCUAAAAAUCACAACAUUUUUUAAAUAAAUGCAAUACAGAGUCCUUUAAAAAAGUCUGAAAGCCACAUUUGAACAGAAUUUUGCAAUAACAUAUAUACAUAUGUAUAUGUAUGUAUGUCUUAAGUAUCACUUAAACGAUGUAUGUAUAUAUUCAAUAAGAUGAAAUCUCUCUAUUUGCACUUUUUUAAUUGGGCAGCUUGGAGUAAUUGAAAACUGCUUGAUCAUUUCUUACCUAGUCUUUUAAAAAGAUUACUCUUUAAUCGAUACAUAUUUACGUAUGUAAAACAUAUUUUUUCAAGAUAAUUUUUAGUUUACUA
This is a messenger RNA of Ceratitis capitata (Mediterranean fruit fly), 2194 nucleotides long. RefSeq names its product transmembrane protein 267. The transcript is spliced from 3 exons. NCBI's taxonomy places the organism in Eukaryota, Metazoa, Arthropoda, Insecta, Diptera, Tephritidae. The coding region runs from base 509 to 1174 and encodes 221 amino acids. The record is from RefSeq and is a predicted model, not a curated record.